AAUGUAGAGAUUAUAGGGUGCCACACUCGGUCUAUGGAGCAGCUUUACUCCAGUACCUUAGUAUGCAUUCGCCACUUUGAAUCUGAAAUAAUUGAAGCAAAGAAUGAAGUCUGUGGGAUCAAUUAGAAAGAUUACCAAAGCUAUGAAGAUGGUUGCAGCAUCUAAGAUGAAACAAGAUGUUUAGAGAUUAGAGAAUGGAAAGCACUUCGGAAUACGUUCAAUCUAAGAUUUAUUUGCCUAAGAAACUUAUCUAUAAAAGAAGCAAUUAACAUUUAAGAUUAAUAAGACUUUAAUUGUUCCAAUUACAUCAGAUAAAGGACUUUGUGGUGGAAUCAAUUCAUCAAUCAUUAGAGAAACAAGAAGCAUUGUUAGAUAAAAUCGUAAUGCUUAUAAAUUAUUCUUGGUUGGAGAGAAGGUAAAAAAUAUCAUUUUUACAUUAAGUCCUUGGGAGCCCUAUAAAGAGCCUUCCCUGAAUUACUUACUCAAGCUAUAACAGCUAUCUAAACACCAAUCAAUUUUGCUAAUAGUUCUUCUAUUGCACAUCAAAUACAACUUAAUGUUACAGAAGACAUUGAUUAAAUUUCUGUCAUUUUCAAUUAAUUUAAGAAUGUUGUUUAAUAAGUUGUUAAGCGUGUUGAUUUACUCAAUAGAAAGAACUUCAUUGCUUAAUUUAGAUUGGUUACUAAAUAUGAUACAGCAGAACCUGAAAAGGAAUUCGUCUAGAAUUACAUGUAUGAAUACUAUGUGGCAACUGCUUUUUAUCAUGCUAUGUUGAAUAAUUUUGCUAGUGAAACAUCUUCUAGAAUGAACGCUAUGGAAAAUGCUUCUAAGAAUGCAGGAGAAAUGCUUGAUAAAUUGACUCUUGAAUACAAUAAGGUUAGAUAGGCUAAAAUCACAGUAGAAUUAUGUGAAAUCAUUUCAGGAGCCUCAGCUGUCUGAA
Paramecium pentaurelia is the source of this 940-nucleotide messenger RNA. NCBI's taxonomy places the organism in Eukaryota, Ciliophora, Oligohymenophorea, Peniculida, Parameciidae. The record is from the annotation of a GenBank genome assembly.